GGGAAAGAAGACCCUCACCUAUUGUCAAGCCUCCAGUAGAAGCAAAUGCCUCUGCCACUCCUCCUCCAGAAGAUGAAAAAGUCAAAGCCAGAAAAGCUAAACUCGAGGCGUGGAAGAAGGAACGGGAAGCAAAGAAAGCUCUCGAUGAAGCAAAGGCAAAAGCCAUGGCGCUGGCAGGAAAAUCUGUUGCUCCCGUCCCCCCUUCUCCCGUUACACCCGCCGCUCAGCUUAAUCGUGCUGCCCUUAAUGGCCUUGGUUUGAAAGGUCUCCCCAUAAAAUCUGAUGUACUGAAAACUGCAAAAGCAACAGCCGCAGCAGUAAUGGAUGACUCCGUAGAGACUAAACGCAAGUUGGAAACUCUUGGUGAUAUGCCUGCUGUUGACAUGACAAUGACUGAGGGGGAGGCUAUCGGCGCCCCGGAUACCGUGGACGAGGACGAAGAUGCAGUUGACCCUCUUGACGCAUAUAUGACUGGUGUCAAAGAAGAGGUGAAGAAGGUUAAUGCAGAAGAUUUGAAAAAGAUGGCUUCUGGCUUGGGAUCUUCUCGAGUUCGACUUGACGAACGCAUGGCAGAGGAUGGUACCGAGGAUGUGAAUGAGGCCGUCGUAGAGGAUGAAUUAGACGCUACAGAUCUUAACCCAGAAGAUAUUCUUGCGCUCGCAGCUAAGAAAGCCAAGAAAAAAGACCUUGCUGCUGUGGACCAUUCUCGAAUACAAUACGAACCUUUCCGUAAAGAAUUUUACGCUCCCCCUCCGGACAUUGCAGCAAUGACAGAUGAAGAAGCAGAGCUGUUGAGACUGGAGCUCGACGGUAUCAAAAUACGUGGCAUCGAUUGCCCAAAGCCAGUCACGAAAUGGAGUCAUUAUGGGUUGCCUGCAAGCUGUUUGGAUGUCAUUAAACGACUCAAUUAUACUGCCCCAACUGCUAUCCAAGCCCAGGCCAUUCCUGCCAUCAUGUCAGGUCGGGAUGUGAUUGGAGUAGCAAAAACUGGUUCCGGCAAAACGAUAGCAUUCUUACUACCUCUCUUUCGACACAUCAAAGACCAACGGCCCCUGGAUCAGAUGGAAGGUCCUCUUGCUAUCGUAAUGACACCUACCCGCGAAUUAGCGGUACAGAUACACAGAGAAUGCAGGCCCUUCUUGCGGGUGAUGAAUUUGCGAGCUGUUUGUGCAUAUGGAGGUUCACCUAUUAAAGAUCAAAUAGCUGAGCUGAAAAAGGGCGCUGAAAUCAUUGUUUGCACGCCAGGACGGAUGAUAGAUCUGUUGACCGCCAAUUCGGGACGUGUCACUAACCUCAAACGUGUGACGUAUGUCGUUCUUGACGAGGCAGAUCGUAUGUUUGACAUGGGAUUUGAACCUCAAGUGAUGAAAAUCGUCAAUAACAUUCGACCCGACCGCCAGACUGUUCUAUUCUCUGCUACGUUUCCCAAGCAAAUGGAUUCGCUCGCCCGCAAGAUUUUGCGAAAACCUCUGGAGAUCACUGUUGGUGGAAGGUCUGUCGUAGCCGCGGAAAUAGAACAAAUAGUAGAAGUUCGUCCGGAGGAUUCCAAGUUUAACCGCCUGUUGGAAAUCCUUGGUCAGAUGUAUAACGAAGAUCCGGAAUGUCGAACACUGAUUUUCGUCGACAGACAGGAGGCUGCAGACAACCUAUUACGCGACCUCAUGCGAAAAGGCUAUUUAUGUAUGUCCUUACAUGGUGGUAAAGAUCAAGUCGACAGAGACUCCACUAUUGCCGACUUCAAAGCUGGUGUUGUUCCUAUUGUCAUUGCUACCUCUGUUGCUGCUCGAGGACUGGACGUCAAGCAAUUGAAACUGGUAAUCAACUAUGAUGCACCUAAUCACAUGGAAGAUUACGUUCAUCGCGCGGGACGAACGGGCAGAGCAGGAAACAAAGGCACAUGUGUUACAUUUAUCACCCCCGAGCAAGAUAGGUAUAGCGUGGAUAUAUAUCGCGCAUUGAAGGCCAGUAAUGCAUCGGUGUCGAAGGAAUUAGAAGACCUGGCGAAUGGAUUCCUCGAGAAGCUCAAAUCUGGGAAGGCGCAAGCUGCGGGCUCAGGGUUCGGCGGCAAGGGUCUGGAUAGGCUAGAUAAAGAGAGAGAGGCAAAGGAUCGAGCCGAACGUAAAGCAUAUGGCGAGCCUGGAGAAGAAGAGAAGGUUGAAGAAGCUGCGAAGCCUGCUGGUCCAACUACUGCUGCUGCUGCUUCUGCUUCAGCUGACGAUAUGACUUUCGGCAACUUCAAGGUGGAAAUCAAGCGGGGCCCCGCUCCUGAUUCUUCAAAGGGCUUGCUUGGGGUUGCAGGGGCUGCCGCUGCCGCUAGACGCCUUGCUCAUGCUAAGGAAGAGGAGAAGCUGCAAUCAUCUAUCAGAGCGGCGCAAGAAGCCGCUGCUCGUGCGGGCAAGGACACCGCUGCGCAGAAGCAGGCGCUCAGCGUCAUAGCCAAACUCAACGCCCAAAUGAAGGCCUCGAAACUUGUUUUGCAGUCUCAACUCCAACACCAGGAUGAUGGUAGCGGGAGGAAAGUCAAUCCUGACUCAACCGACUUCCAUGCCAUUAUACCUAUCAACGACUAUCCUCAAAAAGCCAGAUGGCGAGUUACGAAUAAGGAGACCAUGGUUCAGCUCAUCGAUAUGACGGGCGCUUCGGUGACUAACAAAGGUCGGUUCCGACGGAAGUUGCGUGGGUACCAAAUUACUGAUAAUUACUACACAGGUAUUUACUACGAUAGCGGGAAAGAGCCUCCUCCCGAAGGUCCUCCGAAAUUGCAUCUGCUCAUCGAGUCUAACGAAGAGUAUAGGGUUGAGCAAGCUGUGCGCGAAAUCAAACGGUUGCUCAUCGAAGCAUCAGCUGCUGCACUGCAAGCCGAAAUGCGCAAUCCCACUGCUGUAUCGGGUAGAUACAGCGUGGUGUAGAAGGAUGGGGUGUUCCGUCAGGCAGAUAGUUUUAGUCUUUGCCACGCUCUUGAAACGUACAUUACUGACGCGGUUGAUGUUAUGACGGAUAGCGAGAGACCUGUCGAACUACAAUACUUGUAAUAUAUUAUCUUGAUAGUUGGCUGGCCAAGCGGCCAAUUUCGAGACGGUGACUUGGUGUAUUCCGAGGCGGGCAACCGCGAGUAACGGUUAAAUGUUUACGUAUGGGGGAAUGAAAGGAGCGAAUUACGUGA
Serpula lacrymans var. lacrymans S7.9 is the source of this 3163-nucleotide messenger RNA. RefSeq lists its product as uncharacterized. Bases 165 to 2909 code for a protein of 914 amino acids. Gene Ontology annotation, cellular component: nucleus. Gene Ontology annotation, biological process: mRNA splicing, via spliceosome. The record is from RefSeq and is a predicted model, not a curated record. NCBI's taxonomy places the organism in Eukaryota, Fungi, Basidiomycota, Agaricomycetes, Boletales, Serpulaceae. Gene Ontology annotation, molecular function: ATP binding; nucleic acid binding; RNA helicase activity. The transcript is spliced from 8 exons.